Molecule: messenger RNA, 840 nt
Organism: Psylliodes chrysocephalus
Lineage: Eukaryota; Metazoa; Arthropoda; Insecta; Coleoptera; Chrysomelidae
Source: the annotation of a GenBank genome assembly
AUGGUCAAAUCAGAACGUUUUGCGACUCGCUUCUGUAAAACCAGCUCAACAAAAAAGGUUUUAUUUUUAGAUAAGGGCAUUGAUGAUAAUGCCUUUCAACUACUAGAUAAACAAAGUAUAAGGCAUCUUAUUCCAAAAAUGAGUCGACGUCUACUUUUUAAGAAAAAAUUCAAGGAAUUUUGUAUGACCAAGGAAAAUACCAUGGAAGUGUGGAGGAAAGCAAGUAUCCCUGUUAAGACAGAGGAGAAUAUAGACGCUGGUAUACAGAAGCUAUACAAAGAAUUCCAAAACCUAGGUAAAGAGAAAUCUAGAAACACCGAUAAAGCUAAUAUGAAACGGCAAAUUUGGAAAGGUAAUCUUGUCGAGUUAUUUGACAAUUCUCGGCAAAAUGUGAUGGAAAUAACAAGCUUAUCGGAAGAAGAUAAAGCAUUUCUUAGAGCACAAAGAGAAAACCGAAUGAGUUCAUCAAUGACUGGAGUAGACAAGGUUUUUGUCUCCAAAAUAAGAACUAAAUGUAUAAAAGAAGAGAAAAAUGAUUUAUCUAAACAUUAUAGAGCUAUAGCUCUAAUGAAUAAGGCAGUAAUACUGAAAGACUCAUCUUCUUCAUCAUCUGCGCCUAGUAACGAAGCAAAGAAAACAUUACGUUCAAGUCCUAGAGUCACGUCUACUUGGGAUCGAAAACAACUCUCUAUUAAGCAAGCAAGUACCUCUUUUAUAGCAACUGCAAAGAGCCUUGGCCACGAUAUUUCAAAACUUUUCGUAUCUCCAUCCACCGUUUACCGAGCUCGGGUGGCCAAUAAAAGAAAAAAUGGCAAGGAAAGUCGAGGAGACGCUUUUUAA